CAAACCUCUCGCGUUGCUAAUCCCACCAAGGUACCUGUUUCCCUGGGGACUCCAGUGGACACAAGAGGCCAUGCCCUGCCCCUGGGACUCCAUCGUUCACAGCAGUUUUGGAGUCCUCUUUCCUGCAGUGAGGGGCUGUGAGCUUCAUGUCUGUAGUCCCAGGUGUUGGGGAGCCGGGAGUCAACUCCCUGCUAUCUCCCCCAUGGGUUUGAGUGUAUCAUCAAAGCUUUCAGGCUGCUCUUUGCAGCCUGUCACAGGGGUCCACCCCCCCAACCUCCCACUGCCACUGCCUGAUUCUCAGGCUCCAGCAUAGCAGUGAAACUGAGUGUCAGGGCAGCCUGGCUCCAGGCUCGGGCUAUGUGGAUCGAGGCAUUACUGAGCAGCCUCACGGCCACCUUCUCAUCCUGUGCUUUGAGUUUCCUCUGUCUCCUCUCCGCAGGAAUGCUGAUGGUUUGUAUAGUGAUUGGCGCUCUGAAGCUCGGGCUCAACCCAGACAACAUUGCCACGCCUAUUGCUGCCAGCCUGGGAGACCUCACUACAUUGUCCCUUCUGGCUUUUGUCAGCAGCUUCUUCUACAAACACAAAGACAAUCGAUAUCUGACGCCGCUGCUGUGUAUUAGCUUCAUGGCCCUGAUCCCCAUCUGGGUCCUCAUUGCCAAGCAGAACCCACCCAUCAUGAAGAUCCUGAAGUUUGGGUGGUUCCCAAUCAUCCUAGCGAUGGUCAUCAGCAGGUGAGCAUGAGCGAAGGCUGCCACCAACUUCUCCCUUCACAUACCACCCGUGGCUUCUGUGGACAAGGAGAGUGGCCUGAGAGCUGCAGAACCUCUGGAGUGAGGGCGGCACUCAUGGUUGCUGUGGGCUCCUCCCUUAAGUCCUGGUGCUGGUUGAGUCAUACCUCUUUAUUCUUCAUCUCUUUCCCUCUCACCAGGAACCUUAGGCCUUACUUAUUCUGAGAGGCAGCCCUAUUUACAAUUGCAGGAGCACCAGAGAGCCAGGCAGAGCCAACCUGGGAACAUCAGAUGGGUGCACUAGUGCUUCCACUCCCUGCCCCCUCAUGGCGCUGCAGGACACUGGGUCUCCCGCUCCCAUGCUGCCAGAGCUCUCACUGGCCUGGACCCCUGCUUAGGCUGUAGGGAGCCCCUUACCUGCCUCUGUGAACACCACUUCUAUAGCAUGGCUGCUGGUGGGACCUGGGAGGCUGAGGGAUUAUUGGCCCUGGGCCCUUCAGCUCAUCUCAGGUCUUCUACCCUUGAAACCUGAUCCUCCAGAGCCCUUUCUGUUAGUAGACCUGGACAGGGGCCACCCCAGUCUUUUCUGAGGUGCUUUCCUAAACUUGA
Molecule: messenger RNA, 1337 nt
Organism: Callorhinus ursinus (northern fur seal)
Lineage: Eukaryota; Metazoa; Chordata; Mammalia; Carnivora; Otariidae
Source: RefSeq, a predicted model, not a curated record